AUGUCGGUGGAGUCGGGAGCCAAUAACCUGGCGGCGGAGGAGGCGCCGCAACCGCCGCGGUCGGAGUCCGAGUCGGUGGGGGUGCGGGAGUCCGGCGUUGCCUCCUCAAGCGUGGUCACUCAGCAGUCUCCGGAGCAACUCCCUAAAGGCGGCGAGGAGAGCGUGCCAAGCAAUAGCAACUCCUUCUCCGUGGCCCGGCCUAGCGUCGCCACGGACCCAGAGCCGUUGCGGAACCUUAUUGUGAAUUAUAUUCCUCCCAUGAUGGAUGAAAUGCAGCUGUGCAGCCUCUUUGGCCAGUUUGGUCCCAUUGAAAGCGUGAAAAUUAUCUAUGACAGGGAGACGCGCGAGAGCCGGGGUUAUGGUUUUGUGAAGUACGUUCACUAUUUUAGUGCGUCGUAUGCCGCAAAUUCCCUCAAUGGGUACUGCAUCGCGGGGAAGCGUCUGAAGGUGGCGUACGCUAAUGUGGAGGCGGCGUGGGAGGCCUACAAUGCGCUGCGGGCGUCAGCCAUGAUGUUCUCGCUACCGCAGCAGGCGGCCUUGCAGAACGUCUUCUACCAGCAAAUGCUCCUGGCACGGCAGGAGGGCGAUGAACGGCAUCAGCGGUAG
Trypanosoma conorhini is the source of this 606-nucleotide messenger RNA. RefSeq names its product RNA-binding protein. The coding region runs from base 1 to 606 and encodes 201 amino acids. The transcript has a single exon. Lineage: Eukaryota; Euglenozoa; Kinetoplastea; Trypanosomatida; Trypanosomatidae. The record is from RefSeq and is a predicted model, not a curated record. Gene Ontology annotation, molecular function: RNA binding.